Messenger RNA from Trichogramma pretiosum, 1712 nucleotides. RefSeq lists its product as uncharacterized. Lineage: Eukaryota; Metazoa; Arthropoda; Insecta; Hymenoptera; Trichogrammatidae. Gene Ontology annotation, molecular function: protein binding. The coding region runs from base 141 to 1619 and encodes 492 amino acids. The record is from RefSeq and is a predicted model, not a curated record. The transcript has 4 exons.
CAACGAUCUCGGUAGUACGCUCAGUCGUCGAUCGUGUAACAAGUGACAACGUGACAUACGUAUAAAUACGUAUUUCCACGCGUGAAAACUCGGGGUCGCGUUUACUAAAAAAAAAAAAAAAUUCGCAAUCGUGCAAAACAAUGUCCUCCUCCGGGUCGCGAGAUCGCAAGAGACAGUGUUCGGAGCCGUUAAGCCCGAAUUACCAAGACAGGCGGGUAGUGGUAGACUACGCCGACUCCAUGGACGGAAUGACGGACAUGGACGAGCAGAGCCAAACGGGCGAGGAGGAAAUAUCGGCCAUCUUCACGUGGCGCGGCUACAAGGACGAGGUGUAUCUGCCCUACCUGCACGAGUUCAUGAUCGGCGAGAACGUCGACGUGACGAUCGAGCACAACAGCGGCUUCGUGGACUUUCACCGCGACAUCGUGGCCGCCGCGAGUCCGUACCUGAUCAGGCGGGUCGAGGAGCUCGAGCGCGCCCAGGAGCCGACCCUCGUGGAAAUAUCCGCCAAGCCCUGGCUCUUGAAGAAUCUGGCGGAUCUGCUGUACACGGGCGAGGUGGCGGUCGAGCGCAGAUACGUGAGCAGGCUCUAUCAUUUUUUGCGAUUUUUGGAGGUGGAUUUCGGUGUCAACCUCGUCGACGAAAAUCCCCUCAAACUAAAUCUAACCCCGCGUGAAGAAAUGCAUCCGGACAUGGUGCUGGCCCUGGCGUCUCGCGUGCUCGUCAUGGGCGGCCCCGUCAAGCUCAUCCAAGCCCGCUACAAUCUGGACAUGGACAAGUUACGGGCGUACGUGCACCUGCACCGUUUCCAGUACGGCGAGGCGGAGCGACUCAGGCUCAGCGAGAUCGUCAUGAGAUUUCGCGCCUAUCAGAAGCAGGAGGACCAGUGCUCGUCGUGGCCGCAGCGGCCGUCGUACAUCGACGACUUCAAAGGCAGCGACGACGACGAGAAUUCGAACGCGAGCGCCGUGUCGAUCGCCCCGACGGUGACGUCGGAGUUGGCGGCGGCGGAGUGGGUGCUGUCGACGGACGACGACGAGACGAGGUCCUGGUGGUCGUUGGCCCUCGGCUCGCCCAUGCCCGACCAGCCCGAAAUCAACAACGACAACAAGAACGACAACAGCGGCAACGACAAAGACAAAGACAAAGACAAAGACAAGCUGGACAUCGACGAGUCGACGUGCUCCAGUAGCAUCUACGUCGGCAGCGAGCGGCCGUCCAGCACGUCCUCGGCGGCGUUCGCCGACAACGAGGAGGACAUGUGCUUCUGCGGCCGCGGCUUCGUCAGUCCGGCCUACGGUGGCAGCGGUCGUUCCUGCGCCGCGUGCGUCGCCUCGGGCCUCGUGAUCGAGCCCUCCGCGAACGAUCAGCAGCAGCAGCGCGAGAUCCGCAGACGGGAACAGAUCGAGGAGCAGGAGAGGCAGCGACUGGCCGCGUACAACUUGUCGCUGCAGGUGAGCAUCCAGCAGGUGAACGAGGACCCGACCGUCAGUCCGACGAGGAAGAGACGCAAGAUCGACCCGGACGUGCUGUUCAAUCUGCAGAACAUGAUCAAGUGGUUCGCCGAGCACUCGGGGGCGACGAAAUGCAAGGUCCAGACGAAAAUAUACGUUCGAUAGGAUUUUUUUUGUGUACAUACGAUCUGUGUACGCGAUCUCACCGUGUAAAUUUGUGUAUAAAUGUAAAUAAUUAAAAUCGAUACAUACAAUUUA